AUGGAGGAUUGCCUUCAUACCUCUUCUGAGAAUCUGUCCAAAUUGGUCAGCUGGGCCCACAGCCAUGGGACUAUUUGCAGCCUCAUCCCUAACCUGAAGCACUUGCUCUCUGAAGGUUCUCAUGGGAACCUGACAGCAAUGUGGGGCUGCAGUGCUGGCCAUGCUUAUCACUGGCCACUGACAGCGACUUGCAGAGCUGGCUCCCAGGAGAGGGUCUGUUUCCAGGAUAACAGAAGUUUUAACUCGGAUAGCCCCAGUAUAAUUGGAGUGCCCUCUGAGACACAAACCAGCCCAGUUGAAAGGUACCCUGGGAGACCAGUGAAAGCAAAGCUUGACUGUAAUCGGACCAGAGACUCUUGUGACUUCUCUUAUUGCAGUGAGCCCUCUGAACUGGAUGAAGCUGUCGAAGAAUACGAAGAUGAAAACACCCUGUUUGACAUGGUGUGUGAGUCUUCCGUUACCGAUGAGGAUAGUGACUUUGAACCCCAACCCCAAAGGCCUCAGAGCAUUGCUCGGAAAAGGCCUGGAAUACUCCUGUCUUCUCUCCACUCAAGCUCCCAGGCUCACAUGGUUGAUGAGUGCAGCAGUGAUGUCAUCGUCAAGAAGAUCAAACAAGAGAUUCCUGAAGAUUAUUACAUUGUGGCCAAUGCAGAGCUGACUGGCGGAGUCGAUGGACCAACCCUAUCGUUGACACAGAUGGCAAAACCCAAGCCUCAGACUCAUGCCGGCCCCUCUUGCGUAGGGUCUGCUAAGCUAAUCCCCCAUGUAUCCUCUGCCAUCAGCACAGAGCUAGACACACACUGUGUGUCCGCAUCCCCCUCCGUGAUGUCCAGGCCAAUCGUCCAGAAGACCACCAGGGCAUCUCUGGCUUCACCAAACAGAGGACCCUCUGGUACCCAUGGCACCAGCCAGCAAGUGGCCAUGCAGACGCCUGUGAGCACAUCCCAUCCUAACAAACAGAUCAGCAUCCCUCUGUCUGCCCUGCAGCUGCCUGGACAGGAGGAGCAAGUGGCUUCCGAAGAGUUCCUGCCCCACCUGCCCAGCCAGGUCUCCUCCUGCGAGGUAGCCCUUUCUCCUUCGGUUAACACAGAGCCGGAAGUGAGCUCCAGUCAGCAGCAGCCCCACGUCGCUCCAACCAUAACCACCGAGGCCAUGGCACAGUGCAUACCAGACCAGGAUGAAAGAGCAGCUGAGCUCAGCAGAGAGCAGAAUGAGAAAACCAUCCGGAGCACGCAGACCGCGCUCCGCAAUUUCCCCUAUUCUACUAAGCUCAACAAAUUUCCUGUAUUUAAUAUUAAUGAUGACUUGAAUGAUCUGUGCACCAGUGCAGUAAGCCCAAAUACUACCAAAGCCACGCGGUAUGCCCUGAAUGUGUGGCGCUACUGGUGCAUGACCAAUGGGCUCAAAGACCACACGGACAUCACCAAGAUCCCUGCAGCGAAGUUGAACGAGCUGCUCGAGAACUUUUAUGUCACCGUGAAGAAGAGCGACGGCUCGGACUUCCUGGCCACCUCGCUCCACGCCAUCCGCCGGGGCCUGGACCGCAUCCUGAAGAACGCGGGCGUGGGCUUCUCCAUCACCAGCAGCACCUUCAGUUCGUCCACCAAGAAACUCAAGGAGAAGCUGUGGGUCCUGAGCAAGGCAGGGAUGUCAGGCGCCCGUUCCCGCAACAUCAUCUACUUCUCCCUCUCCGACGAGGAGGAGAUGUGGCAGGCGGGGUGCCUCGGGGACGACAGCCCCAUCACUCUCCUGUCCACCGUGGUCAAGUACAACAGCCAAUACCUGAACAUGCGGACCCUGCAGGAGCACGCGGACCUGAUGUACGGUGACAUCGAGCUGCUCAAAGACGCACAGAACCAGCCCUAUUUUGCCCGGACGGACAGCGUCAAGCGGGAGAGCCGGAGCGCUUCCACGCGCAUAUGCCACGGGAAGAUCUACCACGAGCACUCCCGGGGGCACAAGCAGUGCCCGUACUGCCUGCUCUACAAGUACAUGUACAUCCACCGGCCGCCCACCCAGAUGGAGGCCAAGUCCCCCUUCUACCUUACCGCCAGGAAGGAGGCCGUGGACGUGGGCAGCGUGUGGUACGAGGAGCAGAGGAUGGGGCUUCGGUCCCUCCGGGGAAUUGUCCCCAACUUAGCCAAGAAGGUCAAGCUGGAAAACUGUGAGAACUUCACCUUCGUCUCCUUCACUCAGGUCUCCAGGAGGCUCGGCUCCCACAGCUGCUGCCAGUGA
Pipistrellus nathusii (Nathusius's pipistrelle) is the source of this 2235-nucleotide messenger RNA. The record is from the annotation of a GenBank genome assembly. Lineage: Eukaryota; Metazoa; Chordata; Mammalia; Chiroptera; Vespertilionidae.